Messenger RNA from Lachnellula hyalina, 1611 nucleotides. It is a transcript of the gene exg3, whose product is annotated as Glucan 1,3-beta-glucosidase. Gene Ontology annotation, cellular component: extracellular region; cell surface. The record is from RefSeq and is a predicted model, not a curated record. The transcript is spliced from 3 exons. NCBI's taxonomy places the organism in Eukaryota, Fungi, Ascomycota, Leotiomycetes, Helotiales, Lachnaceae. Gene Ontology annotation, biological process: glucan catabolic process. Gene Ontology annotation, molecular function: glucan endo-1,6-beta-glucosidase activity. The annotation marks the transcript as partial.
ACCUUUUACAAGAUGAAGAAAUUCUUGAAUAAAGCAAAAGACUCGUAUAAAGAGUUUCAAGAUCAUACGAGUAGCGGGGUUGGAAGUGGAGGGGGAGGGCCGGCUUCUCAACAACCUGUGGCGCAACAACCGAAUCAGCCGGUUGAUUUGGGACCACCGGCUUCGAUUGAUGUGUUGAGGUAUAGAUAUCAUCAUGGAACGAAUUUAGGUUCUAUUUUCGUCCUCGAAAAAUGGCUCCACGGCUCCAUGUUCCCCGCGUCCUCCAAAGGCGGCUCCGAACUCGACGCCGCCACCGCCAGCCUCUCAGAGCUAGGCCUCGACGCCGCGCGCUCCAAAUUCGAGCAGCACUGGGCGAACGCAGUCUCGGAUUCUGAUUUCGCGUGGCUGGUCAACGAGGCGAAAUGCACGAGCAUUAGACUGCCCAUUGGGUACUUCACGCUCGGCCCGGAGUACUGCAAGGGCACGCCGUUCGAGAAGGUCAGCGGCGUGUACGCGAACGCGUGGGCGGCAGUGCGGACCUUGGUCGCGCGGGCCAGGAGCCACGGUAUCGGGGUGCUGAUCGAUCUCCAUGCGCUGCCGGGCGGGGCGAACGGGGAUGCGCAUUCGGGGUCCGGCACGGGGAAGGCGGAGUUCUGGGGGUCGCGGGGGAAUGUGGCGCUGGUAAAGAAGGUGCUGGGUGCGAUUGCAGGUGAGGUGAGGGGGGGAAUGGACGGCGUGGUUGGGAUCCAGGUUGUGAAUGAAGCGGUGUGGGGAGCGAAGCACAUGUAUGAGUUUUACGAGCAGGCGCUGGAGACGAUUGGGAGUGUGGAUGCGAGGAUCCCGGUUUAUAUUAGCGAUGCGUGGGAUUUGGAGAAGGCGCUGAAGUGGUGUAAUGGGCGGAAGAGAGGGGGAUGCCCGGUGGUGGUUGAUACGCAUAAGUAUUAUACUUUCAGUGACAAGGAUAGGGCGCAGGCUCCGCAGGAGAUUAUUGCGAGGAUUGGAGGCGAGUUGAAACAGUUGGAUGGGAAGGUGGGGAAUUUGUGUGAUAGAGGUGAAGUUCAGGUUGUCGUUGGAGAAUGGAGUUGUGUCCUAGACGGCAAAACCUGGUCCCGCGUCUCUCCCCAAGAAAAAGGCAACCUCGUAACGCAAUUCGGCCGUGCCCAAAGCGCCGUCUGGCAGCAACGAGCCGGUGGGUCUUAUUUCUGGACCUACAAAAUGGACUGGAUGGACGGCGGAGAAUGGGGAUUCGCCGAGCAGACCAAAAAAGGCAAUAUCCCCCCUCCCGCGUACCUCUGUCUCCCAGCCCACGAAGUCCGCAAUAGACUCCAAAGCGCGAGCGAGAGACGCAAGGAGUUGGGCGAUGGCGCGAAGCGCGGACAUGAGGGGUAUUGGGACGGGCAGAGUCCGGGACAGAAAUUCGAGCAUUGGCGGUAUGGGGAGGGGUGGGAGCUGGGAUAUAGUGAUGCGAUGAAGUUUUUUGCGUUUAGGGGGGACGAGGGAGGGGAGGGGGGUGAUCGGAUUGGGUGUUUGGAGAUUUGGAUCAGGAGGCGGUUGGGGGAGAGUGGGCAGAUUGGGGGGGGCGUUUGCGUGGGAGUGGGAGCAGGGGUUUCGGGCUGGGGUGAGGGCUUUUGA